AUGACCAGCGUCCGAGAGCACGAGAGGCUGCUCUUCGAGAAGUUCUGGCAGGGGACGUUCAAAGCGGUCGCCAUGCCGCGGCCGGAGAGUAUCAUCGUGGCCAGCAUCACCGCCGGAAGGACCUUGACCAAAUCUGACACGUCUGUCUCCGUGCCUCCCAAAGUCAGCGAGAAGAGCACCGCGUCCAGGGAGACGGCAGCGGUUGCCAAGCAGCACAGCAGACGUGCCAAGAAGAGGGGUCGUAAGCACCACAGCCAUCACCACCACAGCCAUCACCGCGCACGCAGUGUAUCUUUUGAUGGUGGCCUUUCCCCCCGGCCUAAGAGGAAGAAGAAGAAGAAGAAGUCGGAGCGCAAGAGGAGGCGGGAGAGGGCUCCGUCGUGUAGCCCCUCACCAGUGAGGAGGAAGAAGAAGAAGAAGAAGAAGAGCUCCAGAAAAAGAAAGCAGCACAGGACUGCAUCGAAAAAAAGAAGGCAUAGCUCUUCGGCCCUCAAACAUAAGAGGAGGGAGGAGAGGAAGCAUAAGAAAAGGUCACGGAGCCACACACACCGGAGACGACGGCACGCUAGGUCAGCAGGCGAGGGGUCCGCCUGGAAUACAUCCAGUACUGACAGCAGGCAACAUCUCCACGCAUCAGAUCCAUUCCAGCCAAAUGCAGUAGGCCUGGGGGACGCCCGCCAUCUGGACGCUGACCAAAGAGCUUUAGACUGGGGGACAGCAGUCAAGUUAGCCAGUAAAACGCCCCCACAUUUCAGCUGCAGUGCCCCGGACAGCACCAUUUCACAGUCAAAGCCUGGUGGCGAGGUUGUGCUCAAACGGACCAUCCUUGCUGACACGCGGUCCAAUCAGAACAAAGGGCCGCAGGAUUACGACUCGGGCAAUGACACGUCCUCGCCGCCGUCGUCUAAGACAGGCGUCUCAAGGUCAAACGUCAGCAGGGUCAAGUCCACCCUGGGCCGUGUGGACGGAGACAGUGCGUCCGACUCAGGCAACUCGGUGACCAGCUAUGUCUCGCUGUGCAAGCCAGUCGAGAGCACGCCCUCCUCCUCCCUCAGACCCGGGGUCUCUGCUGUGUGCAAGGCUGAGAUGCAGGUGCUCAGUAGCAGUCUGACUCCCCAGAGAAAGCGACGCAGGACCAGGGCCUCGAGCAGUGCCAGCAGGUCCAGAUCCUCGGCCAGCUCUCGUUACUCAGAUUCCUACUACUCCCGAAGUCCGUCCAGAUCGCCGGGGAGAAGGUCAUACUCCCGGUCGUCGGCCUACUCUUUGGACUCCAGGGACGCGAGUGUGUGCAGUGAUAAACUCUCCAAACACUCCCCCAGCAGGGAUCGAGAGUGGAGCAAGGAUCGCAGUCCUAGUGAGAAGCAGUCGAAGCGUGGCAAGAAAAGGCGCCGAAGAAAAUCCUACUCCCCCAUGCGGAAGAGGAGGAGAGAUUCACCCAGUCACCUUGAAUGCCCGGAAGAGGCCCAUUCCCUACUUCCGGCCCAGCCCCUCGUCUUGCAGUCGGGCCAGCAGCAUAUCUUCCUUGGGCAGCCUCUUCGGGAUAAUCCGCAACCACAGUCGCAGUCGCAGUCGCAGCUGGACUCGGACUCGGAGUCGGAGUCGAAGUCGGAGCAGGAGCAGGAGUAG
Messenger RNA from Sardina pilchardus (European sardine), 1626 nucleotides. RefSeq names its product serine/arginine repetitive matrix 4 (gene srrm4). The coding region runs from base 1 to 1626 and encodes 541 amino acids. The transcript is spliced from 13 exons. The record is from RefSeq and is a predicted model, not a curated record. NCBI's taxonomy places the organism in Eukaryota, Metazoa, Chordata, Actinopteri, Clupeiformes, Clupeidae.